Conger conger (European conger) is the source of this 2194-nucleotide messenger RNA. RefSeq names its product abhydrolase domain containing 18 (gene abhd18). NCBI's taxonomy places the organism in Eukaryota, Metazoa, Chordata, Actinopteri, Anguilliformes, Congridae. The transcript is spliced from 13 exons. The coding region runs from base 193 to 1581 and encodes 462 amino acids. The record is from RefSeq and is a predicted model, not a curated record.
AUUCAGCCGGGGUCAAACUGUCUUGGACGAAUUACAUGAUAGGUAGUAGCCUUCCUUUAGAACGCGAUAUCCUAGUCAAAAUUAAACAUUCUGACGGCGAGUUCAGUGCGGUUAUUUCAACAAAUGUAUGCAGAAUAACUCGGUCGAACGAGGAGACUAGAACCGUUGUUGCCCUGAGUGGAGCGCUCUCUGAUGGGUGUGAGUCGGCUGGAUGUUCUCUACAGACGGUUUCUCCUCACCAAACUCUUCAUUCAGGGAUGGGGAAAGCCAGAAGACCUCAAACGAAUAUUUGAAUUCCGGAAGAUUAUCGGGAACAGAGAGAAGUGUAAGGACCUGGUUCCGAAGGACUAUCCAGUUUUCAUAGAAAAGGUAGAGGAGCAAACUGACUGUAAAAUUCUAAAUGGCCAUUUUAUCUCUCCCCUGGAACAUAUUGUUCCUGGCAUUUUGCCUUCAGAGUCAGUGAAAGCAAGGUUCCAGUUUUUAGUGCCUAAAAGAUGGAAGAAGUACAAGCCAGUGUGCAUUCAUCUAGCUGGCACUGGGGAUCAUUUUUUCUGGAGGAGGCGGACGCUUAUGGCCCGGCCAAUGCUAAAGGAGACUGGGAUGGCCUCCCUUUUGCUGGAGAAUCCUUACUAUGGAUACAGAAAACCUAAAGACCAAAUGCGCUCCUGUCUGAAAAAUGUCUCGGACCUGUUUGUGAUGGGCGGAGCUCUGAUCCUGGAGUCUGCUGUCCUACUGCACUGGCUGGAGAGAGAGGGCUACUGGCCCCUUGGCAUGACUGGCAUUUCUAUGGGAGGGCAUAUGGCGUCUUUAGCAGUCACAAACUGGCCAAAGCCAAUCCCACUGGUGCCUUGUCUCUCCUGGUCCACAGCAUCCAGCGUGUUUACCACCGGAGUGUUAAGUAAAGCUGUAAACUGGAGGGAACUGGAGAAGCAGUACGCCACAUACACAGUUUAUGAAGAGGAAAUCACCAGGAUGCUGGAGUACUGUGGGACCGAUUCAUUCAGGAUGGGUCAGGAUUUUGUGAAGAAUGCACCCAGAAGCUUUGACUCCCUCUCGGACCUUGAUUUCACCUCUGACUUCCUGAGGCUGCACCAAUCAGAACAGGAGAAACUGCGCAUGGGGGCAUCGGCCAUGCACUCGCAGGUGGGUGGAGCAUCUGCUGGCCGCAGUCUGCAAAUUGGUAGAAACCAUAAUGGGCUGGACCAGAUGCUUUCGGCGGUGAGCAGCAGUGCCCCGCAUAUGGAAAUGCUGAAUGCCAAGAACAUCACCCAGGAGGACGGGAGCCGGAGAACCCUGCAGCGCGAGUCCUUGGGCUUCAUGAAGGGAGUCAUGGAUGAGUGCACACACAUCGCCAAUUUUUCAGUGCCUGUGGACCCCAGUCUUAUAAUCGUGGUACAGGCGAAGGAAGAUGCCUAUAUUCCUCGCACUGGCGUGCGUAGUCUGCAGGAGAUUUGGCCAGGCUGUGAGGUGCGCUACCUGAAUGGGGGUCACAUCAGUGCCUAUCUCUUCAAACAGGGCCUGUUCAGGCAGGCCAUUUACGACGCCUUUGACCGGUUCAUUCGAAACUACAGCAUCCCGUGAUUGAUUUGAAGAAAGCAUGCCGUUUAAAGGACCAGAUGGAACCGUUCUCACCUGACCCAAGAUCUGUCCCCAGUGCACUGGAAAUGGGAAGGAUCAGACUUUAGUCACAGCAGCUUGACCAGCUGUAUGUCACCUUAACCUUUGCUCCUGCCCUUAAAUAAGAAUUUGGUGCUAUUUGAAGCUGUCAGAGUAGUGGUAUUUUUGAGAAGAAAAAAAGAAAAAGAAAAUAUAAAAGUAUUUGAAUCAAAUAUUUGACAUUGCAUGUCAUUUAAUGCUAAUUCACUCAGCUCAUUGCCAAGUCUACAGUCUUUGUCCUACCUGUCAUUCCUGUUGCCUUUCAGUCAAUGUACCUGACAGCAGCUUCUUUCAGGGCAGCGGAGGAGGGUUGUAUGAUUCGGCUGGGUUGUAUGAUUCUCCUGGUGGCCAACCCUGUAUGCAAAUACUGUUCAGAAUCAAUAGUUCAUCGUUUGGCCUGGCUUUGUGCAUUGUUUUAUGUCACUUUCUCCCUCUCUGCCUUCCUGGCUGAAGUUAGGGUACUGAAUUACACUCACAAUUAUAACAUGUCAGACUGGGCUGCAGAAACCCAAGGAAGUAAAUCUGCCAAAAGAACGUU